Messenger RNA from Leptosomus discolor (cuckoo roller), 1202 nucleotides. NCBI's taxonomy places the organism in Eukaryota, Metazoa, Chordata, Aves, Leptosomiformes, Leptosomidae. The record is from RefSeq and is a predicted model, not a curated record.
AUUUUGGAUUAGGUUUCCCAUGGCAUGUGAACUAGAAGACAAUUUGAAAUAGAAGGUCUCUUUAUUUUGAAGUGACAGUCUUUAUCAAAAUGGUUGGAAAACUCAAACAGAACUUGCUAUUGGCAUGUCUGGUGAUCAGUUCAGUGACAGUGUUUUAUUUGGGCCAACACGCUAUGGAGUGUCACCAUCGGAUAGAAGAACGCAGCCAGCCUGUGAGGAUGGAGAGCGUGAGGAGCACAGUAAGAACUGCUUCCAGUGUGAACGCAAACAAAACCUUUGCUUACAACAAAGACAUGCCUUUAAUAUUUAUUGGAGGAGUACCUCGAAGUGGCACUACCUUAAUGCGUGCCAUGCUUGAUGCCCAUCCGGAUAUUCGAUGCGGAGAAGAGACAAGGGUGAUCCCGCGCAUUCUGGCGGUGAAGCAGAUGUGGGCUAGAUCAAGCAAAGAGAAGAUCCGACUGGAUGAAGCUGGAGUCACAGAUGAGGUUCUGGACUCAGCGAUGCAAGCGUUUUUAUUGGAAAUCAUUGUGAAACAUGGGGAGCCUGCCCCAUAUCUGUGUAACAAAGAUCCUUUUGCUUUAAAAUCCUUAACUUAUCUUGCUAGAAUUUUCCCCAAUGCCAAAUUUCUUCUUAUGGUACGGGAUGGUCGUGCAUCUGUGCAUUCCAUGAUAUCUAGAAAAGUCACAAUAGCUGGAUUUGACCUUAACAGCUACAGGGAUUGCUUGACCAAGUGGAAUCGUGCUAUAGAAACUAUGUAUAACCAGUGUAUGGAGGUUGGUUUUGAAAAGUGUAUGCUGGUACAUUACGAACAACUCGUAUUGCAUCCUGAAAGGUGGAUGAGAACUCUCUUAAAGUUUCUUCGCAUCCCGUGGAACCAAGCAGUGCUGCACCAUGAAGAAAUGAUUGGAAAAGCAGGGGGUGUUUCUCUUUCAAAGGUUGAAAGAUCUACUGACCAAGUAAUCAAGCCAGUCAAUGUGGAAGCACUGUCAAAGUGGGUUGGGAAGAUACCUGCUGAUGUUCUGCAAGAUAUGCCUGUGAUUGCACCCAUGCUGGCAAAAUUGGGCUAUGAUCCGUAUGCCAAUCCACCAAAUUAUGGAAAGCCAGAUCAAAAAGUUGUGGAAAACACAAGGAGGGUCUAUAAAGGUGAAUUUCAGCUUCCCGACUUUCUGAAAGAAGUGCCGCAGACUGAACCUAUGGAAUAG